AUGGAUAAAUUUGUCACAAAAACUGGGAAGAGUGUUGUAAAACCAUCAACAUCAACAAUUGACCAAAAAGAUGAUACUUGUUCUGGAUCCGAUCGCAGUCUCACACCAGAGUACAAAAGAAUUAGACGAGGUGAUGGUAAGCAAAAGAAACAUCGGAAACAAUUAUUCAGUAAGUCUUGGGAACAGAAUCCAAAAUUUUCGAAAUGGUUAAGACCUGAUGAAAAAUCAAACACAAGUGCUAAAUGUAUUAUUUGUAAUACAGUUUUGGCUACAGAAAUUUCUUCAAUAAACCGCCAUUUAAAUAGCAAAAAACAUAAGUUAAUGUCUAAUAGUGUUUCAACAACUUCAUCACUUUCUGAUUCUUUUAAACCAAAAAAUAUUUCUUUACUCGAAAAAGUAAAAUCAGCAGAAAUUAAACUUACUGCUUUUGUAGCUGAACAUAAUAUUUCAUUUAAUACAAUGGACCACUUAACUGAAUUAAUUAAAAGUCUCGACCCAACCUCUGAAGUAUUAAAAAAUAUGCACUUGCAAAGAACUAAAACCACUGCAGUAAUGAAACAUGUGAUUGGUAAGUCUCAUAAAGAGUAUUUAAUUGACUGCUUGGUGCAAACAAAAUUCAGUAUUUUAACUGAUGAGUCUACUGACAUAAGUUGUAUUAAACAAGCAUGCAUUGUUGUUAGGUACUUUAAUCGAGACAUCGGUAGAAUUGUAAGCCAUUUUUUUGAGCUAUCCAAUGUAUUUGAACCAAAAAAUUAUCAAAAGGCCCACGAAGGUGCUACAGGCAAAAAUUUAUAUGAUUGUUUGUAUAAAUCAUUUGCUGAAAAUAAUAUACCAUUCAAUAAUGUCAUUGGUUUUGGAUCAGAUGGGUGUAACUCAAUGAUGGGUGCCCAUAAUUCUGUUGCUAGCAGAAUGAGAGAAAGUUGUCCUGGUAUAAGCAUAUGGACUUGCAUAUGCCACUCGUUACACCUUUGUGCAAGUGAAGCAUGUAAGGUUCUUCCAAAACGUUGUGAAGAUUUAGCGCGCAACGUUUAUUCAUUUUUUUCAAUGAGUUCAAAAAGAUCUGCACAAUUUGUGCAGUUUCAAGAAUUUUGUUCUACUCCAGUACACAAACUUCUACAUCCUAGUCAGACAAGGUGGUUGUCUUUGCACUUAGUUGUGUCUAGAGUGCUAGAACAAUGGGAUGCAUUACUUUUAUAUUUCCAAGAUAAGCAUUUAAAUGAACGCCUAACAAUAGCAGAAUCAAUAUACAGCACACUCACAGACCCUCUCAUAAGACUUGAGAUUAAUUUGGUGAUAAGAGAUAACAUAGGAUGUAUUAGAGAUUUAAAUUCGUCAAGAAAACUUAACAACGUUUUAUUGAUAUAUCUGGAGCAAUCUAAGAUUACCAUGUAUAAAAAUACAUGUUGGGCUGCAUCUUUUCCGGCAUUGAAGCUCUUUGUAAAAACAUAUAACAAUCAUGAUAGGAUAUCUGGACACUCGGGAAUAACAAGUAAUGAAAUAGCUGACGAAAAAACCUCAAUUGCCAUCAAAAAUAAUGAAACUCUUUAA
Messenger RNA from Metopolophium dirhodum (rose-grain aphid), 1548 nucleotides. Its product is annotated as E3 SUMO-protein ligase KIAA1586-like. The record is from RefSeq and is a predicted model, not a curated record. Gene Ontology annotation, molecular function: DNA binding. Bases 1 to 1548 code for a protein of 515 amino acids. Lineage: Eukaryota; Metazoa; Arthropoda; Insecta; Hemiptera; Aphididae. The transcript is spliced from 3 exons.